This is a messenger RNA of Benincasa hispida (wax gourd), 1017 nucleotides long. RefSeq lists its product as uncharacterized. The record is from RefSeq and is a predicted model, not a curated record. Lineage: Eukaryota; Viridiplantae; Streptophyta; Magnoliopsida; Cucurbitales; Cucurbitaceae.
AAGAAGUGGAUAAUUAUAAAUCUGACUCAAAUCAAAAGCCAAUUUGCAGUGUCAUUGAAGGAAAAGAAAGAAAAUUCAAGAAUGAAGGGUAAAUUGUUGAUCAAUUUUGCACUAAUAAUUUGCUUCUUCUGUUGUAGCUCAGGCAGAGUGAUUGAGUCUCCACACUAUAAAGUGAUUCAUGUAGAAUCAGAUUUUGAGAUCAGACAAUACAAACAAAUUUCAUGGAUGUCUGCUCUGGUCCAAGGAACAGCCUCCUUUGAAAAAUCCACCCAACAAGGCUUUCACAGAUUGUAUCAGUACAUUCAUGGUGCUAACAGCAAUUCUUCUCACUUGCUAAUUACUUCUCCUGUUACAACCACCGUUAUCGCAUCGGCGCAUGAACCCGAGCAUUUGAUUAGGUAUUAUCUGCCCAUUGUGAAUGCCGAGAAGCCGCCGCUGCCCAAUUCUGAACUGAAUGUUCAGUUUGAGAAGUGGAGAAGCAAUUGCUUGGCAGUCAGGAGGUUUCCUGGAUUUGCUAAAGAUGAUAACAUCAACAAAGAAAUUGAUGCUCUAAAGUACAGCUUGAGCAAGUACCUACCUGAGAGUGCAGCUAUUUCAGAAUACACCAUUGCUCAGUAUAAUUCUUCACGUCGCUUGUCGGGGCGUUUGAACGAAGUCUGGCUUGAUGUUUCGGGUUUUACUGCUGAGGGAUGUCAACCCCUGUAAGGAGUUGCUUGAGUUGGUUUCAGUACUGUUGCAGGCUGUGUGGAUUGGUAUUAUAUAUCUCUCAAUAAAAUGUAAUGCCCUUCUGAGUUACAAAACUAAAUAAUGCCUUUUGAUCUGCAAUACUAAAUAAGAAGCCAUAUUGUAGCACUGUUCUUGAAGUUUUUUUUGCUAAUAUCUUAGAGUUGGAUAAUGGAUAUCUUUCAGAAAUGCACAAUAUGAAAUAGACUAAGCCACUUAAUCAUGUCCAAAUUCUUUAAUUUUUUUUUGAUCUUCAUAAUAUAUGUUCUCAAGAUAGAAUCGUAAAGUUCUCAG